Molecule: messenger RNA, 1509 nt
Organism: Octodon degus (degu)
Lineage: Eukaryota; Metazoa; Chordata; Mammalia; Rodentia; Octodontidae
Gene: Jam2
Product: junctional adhesion molecule 2
Exons: 10
Coding region: 396-1292 (298 amino acids)
Biological process (GO): leukocyte tethering or rolling
Cellular component (GO): protein complex involved in cell adhesion; tight junction; cell surface
Source: RefSeq, a predicted model, not a curated record
AGAGAAGAAAGCAGCCGGGCAAGGCGGGCGGAGCUCCUGCGCUCCCUCCCACGCGCACAGAGCCGAGGACAGCUGGCGGCCGGACGACAAAGCGGAUCAGCGCGGGCUGGGGGCGCGCCUGGCCGCCCCCUCCUUAGGACCCGGCGGACACCUCGGUCCACUCCACGCCCUCCCCCUGGAACCCACCCACCCUUUAAAGAAAGCCCAGCCCUCAGCCCCCUCCCCAAGGCUGGCCGACCUGCCUCCAAGCAAGUCGCGGCAAGGCGCGCCUGGAAGAGCCCGGGACCGGACCCGCAUCCAGACCCGCGCUCCUCUUCGUCCCGCGCCGCCCGGAUCCAGAGGCUCCGCGUUCCGCCCCCGGGACCCCGAGACCUCGGGCCGGGCGGGCCGGGAAGAUGGCGAGGAGGAGCCGCCGCCGCCUCCUCCUGCUGCUCCUGCGCUACCUGGUGGUCGCCCUGGGCUGUCAGAAGGCCUAUGGAUUAUCUGCCCCAAGAGGCCAUCAAGUGGUCACAGCAAUAGAGUACCAAGAGGCUAUUUUAGCCUGUAAAAAUCCAAAGAAGCCCAUUUCCUCCAGAUUGGAGUGGAAGAAACUGGGGCGGGGCAUCUCCUUCGUCUACUAUCAGCAGGCUUUCCAAGGUGAUUUUAAAGAUCGAGCUGAGAUGAUAGAUUUCAGCAUAAGGAUCAAAAAUGUCACAAGAAAUGAUGCUGGAAAAUAUCGAUGUGAAGUUAGUGCCCCUUCUGAGCAAGGCCAAAACCUGGCAGAGGACACAGUCACUCUGGAAGUAUUAGUGGCUCCAGCAGUGCCAUCCUGUGAAAUACCCUCUUUCGCUCUGAGUGGAACUGUGGUCGAGCUUCGAUGUCAGGAUAAGGAAGGUAAUCCAGCUCCUGAAUACAUAUGGUUUAAGGACGGCAACCGUUUGCUGGAGAAUCCAAAACUUGACUCCCGAAGUGCCAACAGCUCCUACACAAUGAAUAUAAAAUCUGGAAUUCUGAAAUUCAACACUGUGUCCAAGGUGGACAGUGGAGAAUACUCCUGUGAAGCCCGUAACUCUGUUGGAUAUCGCAGAUGCCCCCAGAAACGAAUGCAAGUAGAUGAUCUCAGCCUCGGUGGCAUCAUCGCUGCGGUAGUAGCUGUGGUCUUACUCAUUUGUGCAUGUGGCCUCGGUGUGUGCUAUGCUCAGAGAAAAGGCUACUUUUCAAAAGAAACUUCCUUUCAGAAAGGGAGUGCUACGUCACAUGUGACUACAGUGAGUGAAAAUGAUUUCAAGCACACAAAAUCCUUUAUAAUUUAAGAAAUCCACCUUUGAGAUUCACCAAAACUACAGUUGUUACCCAAGUUAUUAAAGUAUUAUAAAACAGUCUUGUCUUACAUUUGGGAAGAUGUACAAGAGGAAGUGAAACUGGUAUUUUACUGUAACUUUUAUGACCUUUAGCUCACUGGAAAUUAUUUUAACAAUUCUGUCAUCACCUAAAACACAACCUGGUUUCUUGCAUCUAGAUGAAAAAAAA